Molecule: messenger RNA, 778 nt
Organism: Zea mays
Lineage: Eukaryota; Viridiplantae; Streptophyta; Magnoliopsida; Poales; Poaceae
Product: Calmodulin
Exons: 1
Coding region: 68-514 (148 amino acids)
Cellular component (GO): myosin II complex
Molecular function (GO): calcium ion binding
Source: RefSeq, marked validated
UUCCCGGCUACCCACACCGCGCGAGAUCUCCGAUCCCCGCCCAAAUCCCACGACGCCGGCGGCGGCCAUGGGCGGCAAGGACCUGACGGAGGACCAGAUCGCCUCGAUGCGGGAGGCCUUCUCGCUGUUCGACACGGACGGGGACGGCCGCAUCGCGCCCUCGGAGCUGGGCGUCCUCAUGCGCUCCCUCGGCGGGAACCCCACGCAGGCGCAGCUCCGGGACAUCGCGGCGCAGGAGAAGCUCACCGCACCCUUCGACUUCCCGCGCUUUCUCGACCUCAUGCGCGCCCACCUCAAGCCCGAGCCCUUCGACCGCCCGCUCCGCGACGCCUUCCGCGUCCUCGACAAGGACGGCUCCGGCACCGUCGCCGUCGCCGACCUCCGCCACGUCCUCACCUCCAUCGGCGAGAAGCUCGAGGCCCACGAGUUCGACGAGUGGAUCCGCGAGGUCGACGUCGCGCCCGACGGCACCAUCCGCUACGACGACUUCAUCCUCCGCAUCGUCGCCAAAUGAUCCCGUCCCUUCUCCCUCGAGUCUCCGAUUCGCCGAUCCACCACCCCCGCGCUCUUCGUCUGUAAUGACUUCGUCUCCCGUCCGCCGUGAUUUCAUUUUGUUUACCCGCUAGCUCAUUUGAAUUCAGUUUGGCCUCUUCGUUCCGGGACUGCAACCUAGGGUCUGGAUAAACACAUAAUGGUUGGUGUGUGAGUGUGUGUGAUUAUCGCCCAAACAAUGGAUCGAUUAAUUAAUGGAUCUGGCUAGUGAUGUUGCUUUUGCUUA